AUGACCGAAAGGGGGGGGCACUACCGUUUCGUCGCUGGUGGAGGCGCGAAGCCGGGGGCCGCCGCCGCCCUCCCGCCGGCAUCGACCCCGCACACGCAGGAGCACGCCCACCGCCCGUGCGUGGAGGAACGAGCGCUAACGCGCCGCUCCGGCAGCAAGCGGGACCGCGAGACCGCCGCCGCCACAGACGUCGGCUACUCCAAGGAGGAGCAUAAGGCGGCCACGCGGCGAGCAGCGGACCGCGCAGAAGACACCUCAGCGCCCGCCCGGAAGCACCCAAAAGUGACGUACAUUCUCCCGAAUCAGAGCCGCGAGGAGGGCCACUUCUACGUGGUGCUCGGCGAGGACAUUGACGUCUCGACGCAGCGCUUCAAGAUCCUCUCGAUGCUGGGCGAGGGCACCUUCGGCAAGGUGGUGGAGGCGUGGGACCGCAAGCGCAAGGAGUACUGCGCGGUGAAGAUUGUGCGCAACGUGCCCAAGUACACGCGGGACGCGAAGAUCGAGAUUCAGUUCAUGGAGAAGGUGCGCCAGUCGGACGCCGCCGACCGGUACUCCCUGAUGAAGAUCCAGCGCUACUUCCAGAACGAGACCGGCCACAUGUGCAUCGUGAUGCCAAAGUAUGGGCCGUGCCUGCUGGACUGGAUCAUGAAGCACGGCCCCUUCGGCCACCGCCACCUGGCGCAGGUCAUAUUCCAGGCGGGCACGGCGCUGGACUACUUCCACACGGAGCUGCGGCUGAUGCACACCGACCUGAAGCCGGAGAACAUGCUGCUGGAGACCGGCGAGACGGCGGUGGACCCCCUCACGCGCAAGACGACGCCGGUCGAGCCGUGCCGCAUCCGCAUCUGCGACCUCGGCGGCUGCUGCGACGAGCGCCACAGCCGCACGGCCAUCGUGUCGACGCGCCACUACCGCAGCCCCGAGGUGGUGCUGGGGCUGGGGUGGAUGUACUCGACGGACAUGUGGUCCAUGGGCUGCAUCAUCUACGAGCUCCACACGGGCAAGCUGCUGUACGACACCCACGACAACCUCGAGCACCUGCACAUGAUCGAGAAGACGCUUGGUCGCCUGCCGUCGGAGUGGGCGGGGCGCUGCGGCACGGAGGAGGCGCGCCAGCUGUACAACUCCGCCGCGCAGCUGCGCCCCUGCACCGACCCGAAGCACCUUGCCCGCAUCGCCCGGGCCCGGCCGGUGCGGGAGGUCAUCGCGGACAAGCUGCUCUGCGACCUCAUCUACGGCCUGCUGCACUUCGACCGCCAGAAGCGGCUGACGGCGCGGCAGAUGACGACGCACCCGUACGUGCUGAAGUACUACCCGGAGGCGCGGCAGCACCCGAACUUCCCCGACAACCGCCCAAACCUCCGCCCCACACCGCUCAUGUGA
Molecule: messenger RNA, 1383 nt
Organism: Trypanosoma conorhini
Lineage: Eukaryota; Euglenozoa; Kinetoplastea; Trypanosomatida; Trypanosomatidae
Product: putative protein kinase
Exons: 1
Coding region: 1-1383 (460 amino acids)
Biological process (GO): protein phosphorylation
Cellular component (GO): nucleus
Molecular function (GO): protein kinase activity; ATP binding
Source: RefSeq, a predicted model, not a curated record